CUGCUAUGGUUAUUGGUAUGGGCUUUGCCACCAACUCUACAAUCCUUCCUGCUUUAGUGGAUAAAGACUGUAUUAUUUUGAGUGACUCUCUCAACCACGCCUCUUUAGUUUUCGGCGCGCGUAUAUCUGGCGCCAACAUUCAAGUUUUUAAGCACAAUAAUAUGGAAAAUCUCGAAUAUCUACUGCAGCGAAUGAUUGCUUCUGGGCAACCGAGGACUCAUAAGCCCUGGAAAAAAAUACUUAUAGUGGUGGAGGGGAUUUACAGCAUGGAGGGCGUACUAGCCAACCUCCCCGCGCUUGUCCGCCUGAAGAAAAAAUAUAAAGCUUAUUUGUAUUUGGACGAGGCCCACAGCAUCGGCUCCAUUGGAAAAAGCGGAAGAGGCGUGUGUGAGUAUUGGGGCAUAGACACAAUGGAUGUUGAUAUAAUGAUGGGGACCUUUACGAAAAGCUUCGGCGCGUCUGGCGGGUACAUUGCCGCUGAUAAAGAAAUUAUUGAUCAUCUUCGAAUAAAUGCGCAUAGUUACGUUUACGCGCCUUCCAUGUCCGCGCCAAUAUGCGCGCAAAUCAUUAAAACUGUUGAUAUUAUUUCAGGUGCUGAUGGGACAGAGGAAGGUCGAAAACGAUUGCUCCAGCUUGCAAGGAACACACGAUACUUUCGAAGAAAAUGCAUUGAAAUGGGCUUCAUUAUUUACGGCUCGGAUGACUCUCCUGUUGUCCCUCUUCUUAUUUAUCACCCUGCAAAACUUGCGGCCUUCUCAAGGAUGAUGCUUUUGCGCAACAUAGCCGUCGUAGUGGUAGGCUAUCCGGCCACCGAAGUAAUUUCCUCGCGUGCUCGCUUUUGUUUAUCCGCGGCUCAUUCAAGAAGCGAGUUGAAUGAAGCGCUGAAGGCCUUGGAUGUUAUUGGAGACUAUUUAUCAAUAAAGUAUUCCAGGCAGCCUCACGUUAUCGGUAAAUUUACUGCCGAAGAAGAAAAUAAUGACGAGCUCAAAUCUUUAUAUUAA
This is a messenger RNA of Zophobas morio, 1001 nucleotides long. Its product is annotated as serine palmitoyltransferase 2-like. Bases 6 to 1001 code for a protein of 331 amino acids. Gene Ontology annotation, molecular function: pyridoxal phosphate binding; serine C-palmitoyltransferase activity. The transcript is spliced from 11 exons. NCBI's taxonomy places the organism in Eukaryota, Metazoa, Arthropoda, Insecta, Coleoptera, Tenebrionidae. The record is from RefSeq and is a predicted model, not a curated record. Gene Ontology annotation, cellular component: serine palmitoyltransferase complex. Gene Ontology annotation, biological process: ceramide biosynthetic process; sphingosine biosynthetic process.